Paramisgurnus dabryanus is the source of this 1311-nucleotide messenger RNA. NCBI's taxonomy places the organism in Eukaryota, Metazoa, Chordata, Actinopteri, Cypriniformes, Cobitidae. The record is from RefSeq and is a predicted model, not a curated record.
AACCACUAACAGAAGCACAAAAUGUCUGCUAAGGGUCACAUAAGUCUGCUGGGACUCAUCAUUUUCAGUUCAUCUCUCACAGGUACAACUGCAGAGACUCGUGUGUUCAGAAGUUCAGGUGAAAAUGUCUCUCUGCCCUGUAUUAAUGCUCUUUCUGACUGCACAUCAACUACAUGGAACUACAACAAACAUAGUUCAUCAGCUGUAGUAGAACUGAUUGGUUUAGGAAUAAAGAAUAAAAACACAGAGAGAGCUGAGAAACUGAGUCUGGGGUCUGACUGCUCUCUGAACAUCUAUAAAACAACAGAAGAUGAUCGUGGACAAUACACCUGCAGACAAUAUGUGAAAGAUAAACAACAUGGAACUGAUGCACUGGUUUUUCUAUAUGUUCUUCAUGGUCAGUGUUUUUUUUGGUUAGGAUUUCAUUUGUGUGUUGUUUCAAUUUUAGUCUCUUCAUCAUCAUCAUCACAGACUGAGACAAAACCAGGCAGAUCUUUGACUCUCACCUGUCAGCUUUUGCCAUAUGAAGACUCUGGUAAUACUUUGGUCCAUUCUGAUGGAAUUCAGCUGUUCUGGGUGAAUCAGGCUGGUGUUAAUCUACAGACAGACUCCGAAUAUCAGAUUUCACGAUCAGGACACUGUUUCAUCGCUCUGAGUACAACACUCCAGAAUGAAGACAACAACACAGAGUGGAGAUGUUUGGUUAAAAAGAUGAAAGAAACUAAGACCUCAGCCAGCUAUACUGUCAAGUUUAGGGGUCCAUCUGACCCAAAUCCAGCAGUCACCACCACAAACUAUGAGACGAUAUCAACUAUAAAUGCAUCAGAAAGUGAAGGCAGUAAGAUUUGUGUGUCAUUAUACAGAGUGAUUAUAGUGAUUGUUGAGAUAACAGCAUUCGCUGCUCCUACUGUGAUUCUUCUUCAGAUCGUCUGUACAGAAAGAGCUGAAAACAGAAGAAAGACUCCCUGAAGACAGUGAUAUCAGCAGUCUAUUAAUAAAAUACUAUUUAAAAAUAAUAAGCAAGUUAACAGGGAAAUUUAUUUUAUAGGAUUUUUAAAGGAAUAUGCUUACAAAAUCAUUUUCCAGUGAUCCUUAUUGUAAUAAUAACCGCUUUAAAUAUAACACAGAGAAGCUGUUUGCGUAAUCUUCUGUCAGCUCUGUGUAACCGCUGAGUUCAAUCUUGUGUCAUCUCUGUAAAUUACUGUUUCAGUGAGUUUUAAUUUUGCAUGAUUUCCUACUAAAAUCUCUGAAUUUGUUACAAAUACAGUGUACAGAGUCUUUAUCUUCUACAGUAAGUUACUGGCAACCAGC